AUGCAUGAGGAUAAACCAUUAGUUGCUACCUACACGACUCAAAGACCACCAUGGCUUGGUUUGUGGAGCUCUCGUGAAUAUUCCGGAAGACCUGAUUGGUGGAAGGAGAACGGAGAGAAAGAUGAAGUUGUUCGUUCUGGACGACUUCGUUUGUGUAGAGCUAAGGUCAGAGAGGACGAUCCGGACUGGUGGGAUCCUAAGGUUGAAGAUGGAAAAUCUUUAGCUGGUCCAAACGGUUUGGACGGCACGAAGACUCCAAAUGUUACGAUUAAGGGAGACCAACCAGGAAACCUUGAAGACUUCCAAAAUAAGACGUAUGCUGCUUCUCAUCAGUUCAAAGCAAUUGCGGAAGAAUUUGGUCUCUCCAAAGAGCAUCCUGGUUUAGCCGUGAAUCCAACUCUCAACGACCUGAUCAACACUCCCAAAUCUUUCUUGGGCCGCUCAGUGUUCCUUCCUAACUCAUGGCACCACUUUGGUCCUCGAUUCUUCGAUCAACCUUUGAACGAGGCUUCUUUUGUGAAAGGUUUAGCUUGUGCCAAAUAUGCAGCAAUCUUCAUGGCUCCUUACACCCUCUUGGAGAUCCGUGCCACUCAUAGCAUACCUGUUUCGAGUUUCUCUCCCCGUAAUUAUUUCAAGAGAUAUCUCAAACUCGCUCCUCUCCCAGUCUCGGUCGCUUUCGCUUGGGGGUUCACUCUCUCAAGUGCUGCUAACCUAAGAAACAAGGAUGAUGUUUAUAAUCAUCUGUUCGCCAGUGCUGCUGUAGGUGCCGUUACAGCUACCUUCAAGGAUAGCUUGGCUAUCGGAGUUACUGCUGCUAUACUCUCCACUAUUCUCGGAUCUUUCUGGCAAUAUGCUCGAGUUUCUGAGACUGGAUUACAAGGUAAAGUACAUCAGCCACAAUCCGGUGGUAUCUGGGGAGGUCCUUUGGCAUGGAAGCUAUUCCAACACGGAGAUAUCGCUCCACCCGAAAGCAAAUUUUAG
This is a messenger RNA of Auanema sp. JU1783, 981 nucleotides long. NCBI's taxonomy places the organism in Eukaryota, Metazoa, Nematoda, Chromadorea, Rhabditida, Rhabditidae. The record is from the annotation of a GenBank genome assembly.